AUGUCGAAGCUAGAUCGUCAUACAGUUUUGAUUGACGAUGAAGUUGCAGCAAUUUUGAGACCACUCAAGUCUCGUCAGACUACUGAGAAAAAGCCUUCGCAGAAAACACCACAUCAGAAGGAGGAGGGCAAUCGCCGAAACCCCCCAGCUGAUGGUUCUCGUAUUCCAAUCCGGCGGGUUGACGGGGACAAUCUUUCACCGAUUCUGGUUCCAGUGUUGGCCGGGUCCCCAUGGAAACAUUAUACGAAAGAAUAUUUGGUAAAGCAUUGGUGCUUAUUUGCGAUAGUAACGAGCAAGUGCAGCAGUGAAAAGCUUCAUAUGAUUCGUUCUGCACCGGCUUUGAAUGACGAAAACCUCCAGAUCAUCCGCCAACUUCGCCACCGUAACGUCCUUGAGAGCAUUGAGAUUUACUCAGAAGAAGAUCGCAAUCACUACAUUGUCUCCGGCAUGAUGGAAACGUCUUUGCUGCAUGUGUGUCGAGCCCCAGAGUAUCCAUCAGAGGUUCAGCUCAGCUCUAUAUUAUUUCAGUGA
Molecule: messenger RNA, 531 nt
Organism: Fusarium poae
Lineage: Eukaryota; Fungi; Ascomycota; Sordariomycetes; Hypocreales; Nectriaceae
Exons: 2
Coding region: 1-531 (176 amino acids)
Source: RefSeq, a predicted model, not a curated record